Messenger RNA from Durusdinium trenchii, 1031 nucleotides. Lineage: Eukaryota; Dinophyceae; Suessiales; Symbiodiniaceae. The record is from the annotation of a GenBank genome assembly.
AUGCCACGCUUCCAAGUAGCGAAGGCGGGCGCAGCACCCUGUCGACCGGCAGCGCCGUCAGCUGCAUUGACGGAGACACCUCUCAAUGUCUUGGCCUCAAUGGUGCCUCUACCAAUACAUCCGGUGCAUACGACGGGCAGAGUGCACUGGCUAUGUGCAACAAGCACGAAGUAUCCGAACUACAAAGUCAUUGUCUCCAGCAAAGCCGAGGAGGGGAACGAGGCCGUGUUCAUGAUGGUCAAGUGUAACGCCAUCCCGCCGGUGGACAUUGGCGUGGACAGUGUGAUUCAGAUUUGCCACGCAGAGCUUCGCAAUGCAUAUACCAAACGGACUGAUGGGACGAUCGCCGAGCAGGCUCUUUUCCCAAGACUGUGCUCUCGCGAACUAUCUGUCAACCUGAGCGCAGGAUCGCGCAAAAGGGGGCGCUCGGUGGCGUCGGAAAUUCGCGUUUUGACCGGCGAGUACCUGGAGUAUCCGGUAGCAUCAUUCAGCGUGCUGCCAAGCUUGGCACAGGCGGAAGUCCCUGUUGAGGGCGAGGUGUUCGUUGGGGCCAAGAUGAAGAUCCGAGACGUUGCCGAAGUUGUUAUGGUUGAUGAGCGGCCUCGGCGGUCCAUCCAGGUCAGUGACGCGGGAAGUGGGGAGAGCGCAGCUGCCUGCAAUGUGGUCUUGUACGAAGGGCACGCAAACUCGCCGCUGCUCGUCCGGGGCAACGAGGUGUGCAUCCUUGGGCUGUCGGUGUCCCAGAGAGGAUAUCAUGCCUGCGGCAUGGCAAUGAUUUUGCCUUGGGAGGAGGAGGAGUGAGCCGGCUCCUGGCGGUGCGUAAGCCACUUGUUUCAAGUGUGUGUGGUUCUUCUGCGGCGCUCCUCGCUGAACAAUCACACCAGCAUAGAGGCAUAGAGGCAUCGAUCGACUAGAAAGUAUUCUGGAUCGAGCGGGCAGAGGCACCAUCAAGUUGAAGAGCAUUUGUUUUCGCGUCACGCCAGCAGCGCGGGAACCGGGAACCAUGUGACAGAAGCAUGAACGAACUGUGG